This is a messenger RNA of Stylonychia lemnae, 546 nucleotides long. The record is from the annotation of a GenBank genome assembly. Lineage: Eukaryota; Ciliophora; Spirotrichea; Sporadotrichida; Oxytrichidae.
AUGAUUGGUUCUAGUGAGCUUUUGAACAUUGCUUCAUUGAUAAGUUUUUCUACGAAUUCAGUUGAAGAUAGACUUUUGAACAUUGAAAAUAAGUUUUAUCUACCUGCCACAGAUAAUGCAGAUACUGAUACUUUUGCUGUUACUAUAAGUUCUACAAACGCUACAGUGAAUGAGAUUAUUACAAAGGUUGGAGAUUUCAAUUAUGGCUCGAUUGAAAAAAUUCAUUCAAAUCCUAACAGAAUCUUCAUGCCUCUAAUUAAAUAUGAUGAUGUUGGUAUCUAUCAAGUGGAGAUUAUUACAUUGGUGAGUUCAAAGAUGGUAGAUUAAAUGGAUAUGGCAAAUAUUAUUGGAAGGAUGGAAGGAUUUAUGAAGGCUAAUGGGUAAAUGAUAAUAUGGAAGGGUUAGGAUUGCAUAAAUGGAGUUAAGGUGAUUAUUACUAUGGAUAAUGGAAGAAUGAUUAGGGAUAAGGAGUAGGAGUAUUCAAUUACAAGAAUGGAGAUAUCUAAGUUGGCUAGUGGAAGAAUAAUACAUAGCAUGGAGUAUUGA